GCCAGGUACGAAGCAGGCAGGGUCCGCAAUUUAAAACCAGCAAGCUAGCCUCCGAUAUGGCUCCGAUGCCAAUACCUUACCUUGUCUGCGCAUCUAGGCCUCUCUGACUGACUCCCCUUGACAAAAGACUGGCUUGUGACUCAAUUGUUGCCUCCCAAGUUCUUUUAGACAAUAUAUUUAAGGGAAUGCGUGCUCCAAAUACCAAAUGUUUUUUUUCUUGUUUUUUUCCAUAAUACAACAACUUUGCUGAACCUGCUUGUUCAUGUCUGGAGGCCACCUAGCACGUACGUGCGUUGCAUCUCUUUUAAGCCGACUGUGCGCACCGGUUCUAACCGUCGCCGUUAUCGCUCAUCCUUGCAAUAUUUCUAGUCGCAACUCUUCGCAGCUGUGAAGGCUUGUCACUGCCUAAAAUUUUCCUAGACCUUGAACCCUCCUUACAGCACCCCCAAGAAAUCAGGGCUAAUAGGGCUGAGGCAGGAAACAAAAGAAAAGAGAAAAAGACAUGGCGCCUUCUAUGCUGCGUUCAAUUCUGAGGUCGUCGCCAUCGGCGGCACGCCGGUGGUCAAGACAUUACAGUGUCAAGGCAGAGGUCGCCUCGACCGCCCAGCCCAAAGACAUUGAACCUGCACAGCUAAAGAUCACCAAGACUAGCAAGCCUGGUGUGUUGGACAAGCCCGAAAACCUCCUCUUUGGCAGGAAAUUCUCAGACCACAUGAUUACUUGCGAGUGGGAACAAACCAAUGGAUGGCAACAACCGCAGAUCGUCCCGUACCAAAAUCUUUCCAUGGACCCGGCUACAUGCGUCCUCCACUACGCGUUUACGUGCUUCGAGGGUAUGAAGGCCUACAAGGAUAAGUCCGGCCAGGUGCGCCUGUUCCGUCCGGAUAAGAACAUGGAGCGCUUCAACAAGUCGGCUGCGCGUAUUGCUCUGCCAAACUUUAGCUCGCCCGCUCUUAUCGACAUUAUCUCGCAGUACGCCAAGCUCGAAUCACGUUUCAUCCCCGACCAGCGCGGGUUUUCGCUUUACCUGCGCCCGACCAUGAUAGGUACGCAAAAGACGCUCGGUGUCAGCCCUCCCGGGUCCGCGAUGCUUUUCGUCAUUGCAAGCCCCGUGGGCCCCUAUUACCCGACGGGAUUCAAGGCCGUUUCGCUCGAGGCGACCGAUUACGCCGUGCGCGCCUGGCCCGGCGGUGCCGGCGACAAGAAGCUCGGCGCAAAUUACGCGCCCUGCAUUGUGCCUCAGCGCGAGGCCAUGGCUAGGGGUUUCCAGCAGAACCUGUGGCUUUUUGGCGAAGAGGAGUACGUUACCGAGGUCGGUACUAUGAAUAUGUUUGUCGCCAUUAAAAACAAGCAGACGGGCCAAAAGGAGCUCCUUACGGCGCCCCUGGACGGUACUAUCCUCGAGGGCGUAACGCGCGAUUCCAUCCUGGCCCUGGCCCGCGAGAGGCUCGUGCCGGAGGGCUGGGCUGUCUCUGAGCGAAAGUUCACCAUGAAGGAGCUGCACGAGGCCUCGACCGAGGGCAGGUUGAUUGAGGCUUUCGGUUCCGGUACCGCCGCUAUCGUCAGCCCCGUCCGCUCGAUUGCGUGGAAGGGCAAGCUUGUCCACUGCGGUCUUCAGGAUCACGAGGAGUCGGGAGAGAUCGCCAUGAGGAUGAAGGGAUGGAUAGAGAGCAUCCAGUACGGCGACGAGGACCACGAGUGGAGUCACGUGUGCUGAUUUAUUCUACUGUAAUUUUUCUUUUUAAUGCCUCUUCCUUUUCCUUGCCUUGGCGUUUCUUUGUCCAGACAUAGAUCACAUCUAUAGAAAGAUUACAUCUAUAGAACAGCCGCAGGACAAACGUUUUGUGCUCCAGAAGCUCGAUCCAACACUAGCGGUGUAGAUGCCUAAAGAGUACCUGCCAUGGGGAUGAAAUAACAUCGUGGCUGACAAUCGAACCAAUUCGCCUGUUAUUAGUAAGCUGUAGUAGG
Pyricularia oryzae 70-15 is the source of this 1968-nucleotide messenger RNA. Its product is annotated as branched-chain-amino-acid aminotransferase. Gene Ontology annotation, cellular component: mitochondrion. The transcript is spliced from 2 exons. NCBI's taxonomy places the organism in Eukaryota, Fungi, Ascomycota, Sordariomycetes, Magnaporthales, Pyriculariaceae. Gene Ontology annotation, biological process: L-leucine biosynthetic process; L-valine biosynthetic process. Gene Ontology annotation, molecular function: branched-chain-amino-acid:2-oxoglutarate transaminase activity. Bases 503 to 1717 code for a protein of 404 amino acids. The record is from RefSeq and is a predicted model, not a curated record.